AUGCUACAACGAGACGCCGUGAUCGAUGUCGAUUCACCUGAGACACGGCCCAUUCCGUUCGUCCUCGCUUUCAACGACCUUACUUAUAACGUCACACUUCAACGGCGUUUUGGUCUUCGUUUCGGACAUAGUCCUGCUCAGGCAAAGACUCUGCUCAAUGGUAUCACCGGAGAGGCUAACGAAGGAGAGAUCCUUGCCGUUCUUGGCGCAAGUGGAUCUGGGAAAUCAACGCUUAUCGAUGCAUUAGCAGGACGGAUAGCGGAAGGUAGCUUGAAAGGCACGGUAACUCUAAACGGUGAAGCUUUGGAAUCUCGCGUGCUGAGAGUUAUAUCAGCCUACGUAAUGCAAGACGACCUCCUCUUCCCCAUGCUAACCGUCGAAGAAACCCUAAUGUUCGCCGCUGAGUUUCGACUUCCGAGAAUCCUAUCCAAAUCCAUGAAGAGAGACAGAGUUGAAACCCUAAUCGAUCAAUUAGGGCUCAGAAAUGCUAAAAACACUGUGAUCGGAGACGAAGGCCAUCGUGGCGUCUCCGGGGGAGAGAGAAGGCGUGUAUCGAUCGGGACCGACAUUAUUCACGACCCAAUCGUCUUGUUCCUCGACGAACCAACCUCAGGACUAGACUCAACCAGUGCAUUCAUGGUGGUACAAGUCUUGAAAAGGAUUGCACGUAGUGGCAGCAUCGUAAUUAUGUCAAUCCAUCAGCCUAGUUGUCGGAUUAUGGAGUUUCUUGAUCGGAUCAUCGUCUUAUCUUCUGGCCAGAGUGUGUUUAGCGAUUCUCCGGUUACUCUCCCUUUGUUCUUCUCGGAAUUUGGACGUCCCAUACCGGAUAAAGAGAACAAUGCGGAAUUUAUACUUGACCUAAUCAAAGAGCUUGAAGGUUCCUCUGAAGGAACAAGAGGUUUAGUCGCAUUUAACCGGUAUUGGCAACAGAAGAAUCUUAGACUUAACCAAGAACCUCACCAGAACUCAUCCUCCUUGAAAGAAGCCAUCAAUGCAAGCAUUUCAAGAGGCAAACUUGUCUGUACUUCAUAUAGCUCGAUAUCUUCAUACGUGAAUCCUUGGUGGGUCGAAACCGCGAUCUUAGCUAAACGAUAUAUGAUGAACUGGACCCGAACGCCAGAGCUAAUAGGAACACGUGUCUUCAUAGUCAUGAUGACCGGUUUUGUCUUGGCUACUGUUUACUGGAAAGUAGAUGAUUCUCCUAGAGGCGUCCAAGAACGGUUAAGCUUCUUCUCAUUCGCAAUGGCCACGAUGUUUUACAGCUGCGCCGAUGGAUUGCCAGCUUUUAUCCAAGAAAGAUACAUUUUCUUGAGAGAAACUGCGCACAACGCUUACCGGAGAUUCUCGUACGUUAUAUCUCACUCUCUCGUGACUCUACCUCAUCUUUUCGCGCUUUCCGUGGGAUUUGCAGCGACAACGUUCUGGUUCGUUGGUCUAAACGGUGGUCUGGCCGGUUUCAUCUACUAUCUUCUGAUUAUAUUCGCGUCCUUCUGGUCGGGAUGCUCAUUUGUUACAUUUGUCUCUGGUGUGAUUCCAAACGUGAUGAUGAGUUACAUGGUGACGUUUGGUUAUCUCUCUUACUGUCUUCUCUUCAGCGGAUUCUACAUCAAUCGCGACAGGAUCAGUCUUUAUUGGAUAUGGAUUCAUUACAUUUCUUUGAUGAAGUAUCCUUACGAAGCUGUUCUGCACAACGAGUUCGAUGAUCCUUCCCGUUGUUUCGUGAGAGGAAACCAAGUUUUUGAUAAUACAUUAAUUGACGGAUUGGCUGAAUCGAUGAAGACGAAGCUUCUUGAGACAGUGAGCAGUUAUUUGGGGACGGAGAUAACUGAAUCGACGUGUUUGAGGACGGGCUCUGAGUUUCUUAAGCAACAAGGAAUUGAGCAGUUGGAUAAAUGGGGUUGCUUGUGGGUUACGAUAGCUUGGGGAUUCUUUUUCAGGAUCUUGUUUUACUUCUCGUUGGUACUUGGAAGCAAGAAUAAGCGGGCGUGA
This is a messenger RNA of Microthlaspi erraticum, 1989 nucleotides long. The record is from the annotation of a GenBank genome assembly. NCBI's taxonomy places the organism in Eukaryota, Viridiplantae, Streptophyta, Magnoliopsida, Brassicales, Brassicaceae.